This is a messenger RNA of Saccharomyces mikatae IFO 1815, 2949 nucleotides long. It is a transcript of the gene MCM3, whose product is annotated as MCM DNA helicase complex subunit MCM3. Gene Ontology annotation, biological process: DNA strand elongation involved in DNA replication; mitotic DNA replication initiation; double-strand break repair via break-induced replication. Bases 1 to 2949 code for a protein of 982 amino acids. The transcript has a single exon. Gene Ontology annotation, molecular function: ATP binding; single-stranded DNA helicase activity; ATP hydrolysis activity. The record is from RefSeq and is a predicted model, not a curated record. Lineage: Eukaryota; Fungi; Ascomycota; Saccharomycetes; Saccharomycetales; Saccharomycetaceae. Gene Ontology annotation, cellular component: nucleus; MCM complex.
AUGGAUGGCUCCACGGGAUUUGAUGGAGACGCUACCACUUUCUUUGCUCCAGAUGCUGUGUUUGGCGAUAGAGUACGUAGAUUCCAAGAAUUUUUAGAUACAUUCACCUCAUACAGAGACUCCGUGAGGUCUAUACAAGUUUAUAAUAGCAAUAAUGCUACUAGCUACAAUGAGGACCAAGAAGAUGCAGAAGAACAAUAUUUGCUGGGUGACAACGACGGCGAUGAUCUCGAGAAAGAAAAGAAAAUGGCGUCUUCCACCGCAUUGAACAUACUUCCUCACAGAAUUACGAUCUCCCUAGACGACUUGAGAGAGUUUGAUAGGUCGUUCUGGUCGGGCAUUUUGAUCGAACCUGCAUACUUUAUCCCACCUGCUGAAAAGGCGCUCACUGAUCUGGCAGAUUCUAUGGAUGAUGUUCCACAUUCCAAUGCUCCUGCAGUAUCAUCUCGUCACCCCUGGAAACUUUCUUUCAAAGGUUCAUUCGGUGCGCAUGCAUUGUCUCCUCGUACUUUAACGGCACAACACCUGAACAAACUGGUCUCUGUCGAAGGUAUCGUAACCAAGACUUCACUGGUCAGGCCAAAACUUAUCAGAUCCGUUCACUACGCGGCGAAGACCGGUAGAUUCCAUUACAGAGAUUACACAGAUGCUACUACAACUCUUACUACCCGUAUCCCAACACCAGCUAUCUAUCCAACAGAAGAUACUGAAGGUAAUAAACUAACCACUGAGUAUGGGUAUAGUACAUUUAUGGACCAUCAGCGAAUCACCGUGCAAGAAAUGCCCGAAAUGGCUCCCGCUGGUCAACUUCCCAGAUCUAUUGACGUCAUUUUGGAUGAUGAUCUUGUAGACAAGACCAAGCCCGGUGAUAGAGUCAAUGUUGUGGGCGUAUUUAAAUCUCUUGGUGCAGGUGGUAUGAACCAAUCCAACUCUAAUACUUUGAUAGGAUUCAAAACUUUAAUUCUAGGUAAUACGGUAUACCCACUUCAUGCUAGAUCUACUGGUGUCGCUGCAAGGCAAACGUUGACAGAUUUCGAUAUCAGAAACAUCAAUAAACUUUCUAAAAAGAAAGACAUAUUCGAUAUCUUGUCUCAGUCCCUAGCGCCUUCCAUUUAUGGACAUGACCAUAUAAAGAAGGCUAUCUUGUUAAUGCUCAUGGGUGGUGUGGAAAAGAAUUUAGAAAACGGUUCCCAUUUAAGAGGUGACAUCAAUAUUUUGAUGGUGGGUGAUCCAUCCACCGCCAAAUCUCAAUUGUUAAGAUUUGUUUUAAAUACAGCAUCUUUGGCAAUUGCCACUACCGGUAGAGGUUCCUCCGGUGUCGGUUUAACUGCAGCAGUAACCACUGAUAGAGAAACAGGUGAAAGAAGACUUGAGGCUGGUGCCAUGGUCCUUGCCGAUCGUGGGGUCGUGUGUAUUGAUGAAUUUGAUAAAAUGACUGAUGUUGAUAGAGUCGCCAUUCAUGAAGUUAUGGAACAACAAACGGUAACGAUUGCCAAAGCAGGCAUUCACACUACAUUAAAUGCUCGUUGUAGUGUGAUUGCAGCAGCAAAUCCCGUCUUUGGUCAGUAUGAUGUCAACAGAGAUCCUCACCAAAAUAUUGCCCUGCCUGACUCGCUUUUGUCUCGUUUUGAUUUAUUAUUUGUUGUGACGGAUGAUAUCAAUGAGAUCAGAGAUAGGUCUAUUAGUGAGCAUGUGCUAAGAGCACAUAGAUACUUACCUCCAGGUUAUUUGGAAGGGGAACCUGUGAGAGAGCGUUUGAAUCUAUCAUUAGCCGUUGGGGAUGACGCCGAUAUUAAUCCUGAACACUCCACCUCUGGAACUGGUGCGGGAAAUGAAGAAGAUGAUGAAGAAGACCAUGUUUUUGAAAAAUUCAACCCUUUACUACAAGCAGGUGCUAAAUUAGCCAAAAACAAAGGUAACUAUAACGGUACAGAAAUCCCCAAACUUGUCACCAUCCCAUUCUUAAGAAAAUACGUUCAGUAUGCCAAAGAAAGGGUCAUUCCACAAUUAACACAAGAAGCUAUAAAUGUCAUUGUGAAAAAUUAUACCGAUUUAAGGAAUGAUGAUAAUACUAAAAAAUCGCCCAUUACCGCAAGAACUUUAGAAACUUUGAUUAGAUUAGCUACAGCUCACGCUAAAGUCAGAUUGUCUAGAACCGUCAACAAAACAGAUGCCAAAGUAGCUGCGAAUCUCCUAAGGUUUGCGCUAUUGGGUGAGGAUAUUGGUAACGAUAUUGAUCAAGAAGAAAGUGAAUAUGAAGAAGCUUUGUCGAGAAGGUCGCCACAGAAAUCACCAAAAAAGAGGCAAAGAGUUAGACAGCCAGCAAGUAAUUCAGGAUCUCCAGUCAAAACUACUCCAAGAAGGCCAAUGGUAUCCUCCGUCAAUUCUACACCAUCAUCAGCACGUAGAAUACUGCGUUUCCAGAAUGACGAGGAACAAGCCAGUGAAGACGAUAAUGAUAUCAUGUCACCACUUCCCGCAGAUGAAGAAGCUGAAUUACAAAGAAGGCUUCAACUGGGGUUGAGAGUGUCUCCAAGACGCAAAGAACAUCUCCAUACCUCCGAUGAAGGGUCUUCAGGACCUCUCACCGAAGUCGGUACUCCGAGAUUACCUAAUGUAUCUUCUGCAGGCCAGGAUGAUGAGCAACAACAGCAACAGCAACAACAACAGCAACAACAACAGCAACAGUCGGUGAUUUCUUUCGAAAAUGUGGAGCCUGGUACUAUUUCUACUGGUAGAUUGUCUUUAAUUUCUGGUAUUAUUGCUCGUUUGAUGCAAACAGAAAUAUUCGAAGAAGAAUCGUACCCUGUGGCUUCUUUGUUUGAAAGAAUUAAUGAAGAGCUACCUGAAGAAGAAAAAUUUUCUGCGCAAGAAUAUCUCGCAGGUUUAAAGAUUAUGUCCGACAGAAACAAUCUAAUGGUUGCUGACGAUAAAGUUUGGAGAGUGUAA